AUGGAUCCACAGAGCAGUAACGCUCGAAUCACAGAUGAUGUUGAAUUUGAAGAUGCUGAAUUCCAUGCCGUUCAUGAUGAUGCUGAGCAUUUGAGGAAUCCGACAUCAGACAACCAAGUUCUAUUAGACGAUCAGACCAAUGAAAGAUUGUAUAUUCCUAAGGUAGCUUCAUCAUGUGUUCCUGUUAUAGGAAUAGAAUUCACUUCCCUAGAGCAAGCAUAUGUGUUUUAUCAGACAUAUGCCAAGAAGUCAGGGUUCUCUGCUCGAAAAGGAGGUGAACACCAUGUUGGUGGUAUUAUCAAGACUAAAUACUUUGUGUGUUCAAAGGAAGGGCAUAAACCUCUGGCUUUUGAUGAUCCUUAUUUGAAGUUGUCUAAGCCAUAUAAAAGGAGGAACAGACCGACUAUUCAAACCGGGUGUAAAGCUCAAAUUAAGCUUUGUUCGACGGAUGGGGUGUUGUAUAAGGUAGAUAAGUUUGUUCAAGAGCAUAAUCAUUCAUUCGUAUGCCCCAAAGACAUGCAUUUAUUACCGACUUAUAGGCAUCUGUCCGAAACACAAGAAGAGAUGAUAUGGGAUCUUGGUAUAUUGAAUUUUGGGCCAGUGAAAGCGUUCAAUAUAAUGAGACAAAGAUACGGUGGUUUUGAAAAUGUUGGCGCAACUAAAGACGACUGUAAGAAUUUUAGAGCUAGGAUACAUAGCUAUAUAGGAGAGUAUGAUGCAGAUAUGGUUAUAAAUAGGUUGACCGAUAAAAAGCAGUUUAUGGUUGAUUAUUCAUUUGUACAUUCUGUCGAUGAAAACAAGCGAUUAACUGGCUUGUUCUGGGCUGAUGGUUUGUGCAAACGAAACUAUGCUGAGUUUGGAGACGUCAUAUCGUUUAAUGCUACAUUCAAAACCAACAAGUAUAGAAUGGUUUUUGUACCCUUUACUGGUAUUGAUAACCACUUUCGGAAUGUGAUGCUUGGAGCCGGGUUGCUAGCUUCCGAAAGUAUUGAAUCAUACAAAUGGCUGUUACAAUCAUUUUUGGACUCAUUUGGUAAGCAGCCGAAGGUUGUCGUCACUUAUCAGGACCCGGCGAUGAAACAAGCUAUCGAGGCAGUGUUCGAUAAGAGUAGGCACAGAUUAUGUAUGUGGCACAUAAUGAAGAAAGUUGCCGAUAAGGUGGGACAUGAGUUAUGUAACAACGAAGACUUCAAAAGAUGUAUGUGUGACAUUGUAUGGACUGAUUCGAUUGCGCUAGAAACGUUUGAGAGAGAAUGGAAACUGAUAAUGAUUGAAUUCGGUCUAACCGAGAAUAAAUGGAUUGACGAUAUGUUUGGCAUGAGAUCUUCUUGGAUUCCAGCUUUCUAUCAUCAUGAGCAUAUGUCUGGGCUCAUGUGGACCACCUUCAGAUCAGAGAGCGAAAACCAUUUUUUCUGUCAGGUGGCGAAUUCUCAACUUACCCUUGUUGAGUUUUUUAACCAUUUUGAUGGGGCAAUGGACGUGCAAAGAUUCAACCAUCGGAAAAAUGACCAUAUUUCUAGAAAUACAACCUCAGAUAACUGGUCUGAAACUACCUUAGAGGAUGAUGCUAUGAAAAUUUACACCAGGUCCAUCUUUGCUGAUCAACAGGCAGAGUUAUAUGGAACACUGUCUGAGUGUCUUCCUAUGGAGACUAAAAUCGAGGAACUGUUCUUGAAGAUAAGUAUGAAGGAUUGGAAAGCCCACGGUGACGGUUUAUUAGAGGUUUGUUUCAAGAAGGGGGGGGGGUGUAAUUGCAUCAUGCAGUUGUCGCAGGCCAAAGAGGUUGCGUAUGAGAUAAUGCAGACCGAAGAGUAUCUUAUUGGUAACUUGAUGAGAGAUUUUGAUCAUCUUGUUAUAGUCAGGGAUCGGAUGAGGGAGAUGAAAGAAAUGGUUGAUGAACUUCGCAUAACCAAACCCAUAGACCCUAAGUUUGAUAGAUAUCCAAGGUUAAUCGGUUACGAGAAACCAAACACUGAUGCUCCACCUACAGGUCAAGCUAGUGCUGCCGAUAAGAAGGGGAAGAAAAGAAGAGUAAUUCAGUUUGAGACUGAUCCUGGCUUAGUAGACGAAGAGGACGAGGAGGCAGAAACUGGUGAGGGAGAGGAGUAUGAGGAGGUUGACGAAGCAGAUGACAGUGAUUCUGAAUGGGAAGAGCUAAACGACGACGAGUAA
This is a messenger RNA of Helianthus annuus (common sunflower), 2172 nucleotides long. RefSeq names its product protein FAR1-RELATED SEQUENCE 5-like. NCBI's taxonomy places the organism in Eukaryota, Viridiplantae, Streptophyta, Magnoliopsida, Asterales, Asteraceae. Bases 1 to 2172 code for a protein of 723 amino acids. The record is from RefSeq and is a predicted model, not a curated record. The transcript has 7 exons. Gene Ontology annotation, biological process: regulation of DNA-templated transcription.